AUGAUCCGAGGAUUCACCCUCCUUGCCGUGGUGGCCUGCAUUGCCAUGGGCAUCGGGUACGUCAUCACGAACGGCCCGAUGAGCGAUGUAAGUUUCCAGCAUACAGUAUUUAUUGAACUAAAACCAUUGUCUAGGCUGGCAAGCACCACAUCAACCAUCAUUUUCAUAAGGUCACGAUUAUUCGUGCGCCACUCGAGCAUAAUUCGCCGCAACUCAAAGGAGAUGGAAAGGAUCCAGUAACUACAACGGAGGAACCAUCUCCGUAUUUUGGUGACGUUAUUGGAGACCCCUUCGGAACGCGCGAUGAAGAAAAUCUUUUUAUCCAGAAGCAAAGGACUAAUAAACGGUCAAUGGCAAUUGGCCGUACAGGUUGGCGUCCGGGCAAACGCUCCGACAAGAGAACUCCUACUGGAAAGCGAUCGACUGCCCUCAGACGCAUGCUUUGGCUCCCCAGCAAUCACGGGGAAAUUAUUGCAAAGAGUUCGCGGAUCCUUCCAGACAAGGGUCAGCCGGAACAAGUCUACGAGGAUAUGCCGCAUCCUGGCAAGAAUUCCAACAAAAUGGGGCAUCCUCUGUUUCGUCCUCGCAGACGUGCUCUUCCGAUUUCCUUUGAGUUCGAGAUGGGGAGCGUUUUUUUGAAGGACGACAGCAAGGACUACUCGGACUCAUCCUCACAAUCUGAGGAGUUGAUCGUGGAGGUGGACUAG
This is a messenger RNA of Caenorhabditis sp. 36 PRJEB53466, 707 nucleotides long. Lineage: Eukaryota; Metazoa; Nematoda; Chromadorea; Rhabditida; Rhabditidae. The record is from the annotation of a GenBank genome assembly.